This is a messenger RNA of Miscanthus lutarioriparius, 429 nucleotides long. NCBI's taxonomy places the organism in Eukaryota, Viridiplantae, Streptophyta, Magnoliopsida, Poales, Poaceae. The record is from the annotation of a GenBank genome assembly.
AUGGAAGAGCCCCGCCACCAGGAAGAGGCAACCACCAUUGAAGAGCCUAGGAUAAAUCACAGUAAAUUGGAACUUGUUGUUAGAGUGCAUUCAUUUUUCAGCUUGCCAGACAGUGGUCCAAAAAUAUGGUGCUACGACACUGAUUUGGUUGCAUCAUCCGACUCCAAUGAUGAUUGGUCUGGUGACUCUGACACUGAGUUUGAUUCUGAUGGUGAAAUUGUUGAUGAGGAAGAUGAGUAUGAUCUUUCCAUAUUUUCAUAUGAUGCUGAUGGUCCAUGUAUUGAUGUAAAUGUGGUGUUCCCAGAUGUGGAUCAAUGCAAGUUAGCAGUCACACAUCAUGCUAUCUUGCAUGAUCAUGUUUUCAAUAUUGUGAAAAAAGACAUGACAAGAUUUAAGGCCAUAUGCAAGAGAGUUGAUCAAGGUUGUUAA